Molecule: messenger RNA, 1157 nt
Organism: Capsicum annuum
Lineage: Eukaryota; Viridiplantae; Streptophyta; Magnoliopsida; Solanales; Solanaceae
Product: CEN-like protein 1
Exons: 4
Coding region: 147-680 (177 amino acids)
Biological process (GO): vegetative to reproductive phase transition of meristem; flower development
Source: RefSeq, a predicted model, not a curated record
CCCAAAAACCUACCGCUGCUCUCACUCAGGUUCGUGUAUAUAAAGUCCCCUCCGCAAGUAACAUUCUUCAAACCAUCUCGCAUAUAUCUCUCUAUUGCACAUAUAGCUUAAACUAAAAAGCACACAAUAAUCAUUUAAUUACCAAUAUGUCUUGUAGGGAUGUUGAACCACUUGUUGUUGCAAGAGUGAUAGGAGAAGUAGUCGACAGUUUCAACCCAAGUGUAAAAAUGAAUGUGAUAUACUAUUACAAUGGAAACAAGCAAGUGUUUAAUGGGCAUGAGCUCAUGCCUCCUGUCAUUGCUGCUAAACCUCGUGUCGAAAUUGCUGGCGAAGACAUGAGAUCUGCUUACACACUCAUCAUGACCGACCCAGAUGUUCCAGGUCCUAGUGACCCUUACUUGAGGGAACACCUCCACUGGAUUGUGACAGAUAUUCCUGGUUCUACUGAUGCCUCUUUUGGAAAAGAGAUAGUGAGCUAUGAGAGCCCGAAGCCAGUGAUCGGAAUUCACCGAUAUGUGUUCGUAUUGUAUAAGCAAAUUAGAGGACGGCAAACAGUGAAACCACCAGCAACAAGGGACCAUUUCAACACUCGAAGGUUUGCUGCAGAGAAUGGAUUGGGUUCCCCUGUUGCCGCUGUCUACUUCAAUGCCCAGAGAGAAACUGCUGCUAGAAGAAGAUGAACCAACUCUAUCAACAUCAAGAAAUAAAAAUAUUUAUCCUAAUAAAAUAAAGUGAUCUAAAUAAGGUUUGCACUAUGUUGUGAACCAAACUGAUUACAUAUGGGCUGAAAGAAGUGCAUAAGACAGAUUCAGUUGGGAUUAUAGGGCCGGUUGAAAUGUUGGGGGGUUAUUUGAGAUCCAUACCCAAUCAUCAAUUGGUUAAUUAUGAUUUGAGAAUAGAUAGAACGGUUUAUGCUUAUUGUUAAUCAAAUGUUUGAAUGUCUUCGUCUCCUUCUUGGUUCUACUUCUCAUCCCUUCUUUGAUUCUCUUCUUACUUAGUUUUUGCAUAUUGUAUCUCUGUUAAUGUUGUCUUGCUUAUUUGGAUUGUAAUCAUUGGCUAUCACUAUCAAUAUAAUCUGUAUUUUCUAGUUGCUAAACACUAUGCAGAACGAACCUGAUUAUAUUGUAUGAUCAGUUAUGUACAAAAAACAUUUUGCU